AUGAGUAAACAUCCAGUCUCUCCAUUUCACCAGGAUUGGUCCAAGCGCUGCUCCUUCUGCGGUGUUACUCUGCUCUCCCAGGAAUCCGACGGAUGGUGCUGCAACAAGGGCCGGAGGCGCCUACCGAAGCGGCCACAGUGUGAGGAGCUCCUAGAGCCCCUUCUGGACAGUUACCGCGGUCGUCUCUCUGCUAUAAGCCGUCGUGUGAACAAUCCCUUUGCGUUUUCCGCCAUCGGCACCUCUGGCCGCUUUGUACACUUCCAGGGCCUUGCCAAUGUAGUCUUGGAGGGCCGUGUCUAUCACCGACUGCUGGAUGUGGCAGAGAAAGGUCACAGUAUGCACUGGUUCCUCUAUGAUGAGACCGGACGCGCUGAACAUGCAAAGCGGCUGGAUGUCCCCCAAGAUGUGGUACAGGUGGUGCGCUCCUUUCUCAGUCAGGUCAGCCCAUAUGUACGUUGCCUGAGCCAUGCCAUCAGCCAGACGACUGAACAAGCUAUCCCACUUGGUAUCGAGCUCUGUGUACCACCAGCUGGUGGCGAGCUUGCUUCUGUCAUCAAUACGGAGAAUCUUCGCCAGAUCAGCACUCGCAAGAUUGUGUUCUUCCGCAAGGGAGACCGCCGGCCACGCUUUGUUCCAAUCCUGUCUUGCCAGUAUGAGCCGCUGCAGUACCCGCUCUUAUUCCCACACGGCACAUCAGGCUGGGGCUUCCGAGCACCCUCGCAGAAGAAUCUCCCCUGUAGCCAGAUCCAAUGGUACCGCCACCUAUUCCUGACGGAGCCGCGUUUGCAGAUCUUCGGCCGCCUCGCCUGUGAAUAUGCGGUAGAUAUGUUCUCUCGCACAGAGGAAGAGCGGCUACACUUUUUGAAGACCGGUCGACGUCAACAGGCGGUAGGGAUGGAUGAGGCGCAGGAUCCGGCUGUUCCUGAUCUCUUUCAGAAUAAGAUCCCCGCCAGCUUUAUGGAUUCUCGCGCGUGGGCGUCAGACCAGGUUGCAGACUCUCUAGCUAUCGCGCGCCAGCUGGGAAAAUCAUCUUUCUUUCUCACCAUGACCACCAAUUCUCACUGGCCGGAGAUCCAGUCACGGCUGCUCCCGGGCCAAGAUGUCACUGAUAUCCCGGCUGUGGUAUGCCGUGUUUUCAGCCGACGUCUCCUAGCCUUAAAGGCCUUCUUGCGCCAGAAUUUCAGUAGAAUACUGUAUGAGAUCAGUGUGACAGAGUUUCAGAAACGGGGCCUACCACACGCCCAUAUUAUCAUCAAGGUUAGCCACGAACCCCCUCUAUCUGUGCUAGACACCAUCAUCUCCGCAGAGCUACCGAAUCCUGUGGAGAAACCAUGGCUCUAUACGGCGAUAAACCGUUUUCAUAUACACUCUCGUGACCAUCUGACCCGCCCUACAUCCCGCUGUAACCGCAAUGGCCGUUGCAUCUAUGGCUAUCCCCAGCCGAUCGCUCUACAUACGUACAUCGACGAUAUUGGCCGCGUGCAUUAUCGCCGGCGCAAGGAAGAGGACCGGUGGGUGACUCCUCACAUACCAGCUCUGGUGGAGUUAAUGGACUGCCAUAUCUUUGUGGAUGUCUGCUCAACCGCCGUCAUCUUCCUCUACCUCUUUAAAUAUCUGUUCAAGGGGCCGGAUCGCACGCGCUUCAGCCUUCCCGCCCUCUCAUCUCCACAGGAUGGAAAUGAGCUGGUAGAUGAGUAUGAGGACUACGUCAGCGGUCGAUAUCUCUCCUCUUCCGAGGCUGUCUAUCGCAUCUUUGGCUAUGACACUGUCCGGAAGAGACCGGCUGUCCGCUGUCUUUCAGUGCAUCUGGAAGGGAAGAAUCUGCCCCGCAUGCAUCAUCCGGCUGCACCAGGCUUCACCGCCAUGAGUGAUCUACUUUGGUAUUUCCAGCGCCCACGAACAGCAGACCUUCAGGAGCUAAAGUAUUCGGAGUUUUUUAGUGUCUACUAUCUGCAAACUCGGCCAUUUGAUAUCCCCCUGGAAACCACCCAGCACCCUAUUAUCACUACAGUCCCAGUGCGCUCAAAAGAGCUCUUAUAUCUUCGAGCAUUGCUGCACGUGCGGUCUGCGUUCAGUUUCCAGGAUCUCCGCACAGUCCGUGGUCAUUGCUACCCCACAUACCAGGAAGCGGCGACCGCUCUGGGAUUGUUUCAAGAUGUCCAUGAGGCAGUUUACGCUAUGAAUGAGGCAAUUCGGGCAUAUAGUCGUCCAUCCCAGCUCCGUUUUCUCUUCGCCUAUCUCCUCUUAGACUUGCCGUUUCCAGCGGUGGAGCUUUGGACACAGUUCCAGCAGGAGCUUUGUGUGGACUACCGACUGCAUCACCAUCCUGUUGAGUCGUCGAACCUGGCGCUCGCAGAUAUUGCGCGCUACCUGUCUGCGCAGGGCUCCACCCUAAGCCAGUGUGGUUUACCAGAGCCACAUUAUCAUGCCUCUGAGCUAGACCUGGAGCUAAAUUUCUUCUGUGAUCGGAUACCCACUCUCCGCAGAAGGAGCGAAGACGCCUAUGCCAAGAUGAAUGCAGAUCAGCAAAACAUCUUUGACCGCAUCCUCAGCCACUGUGGCUCUAGUGAAUGCUUCUUUAUUGAUGGCCGCGCUGGUCGUGGCAAGACCUUUUUAGUGAGUACCAUCUGCGACCGCGUCCGGGGGGACGGACAAAUUGCGUGUGUGACUGGCACGACUGCACUGAGUGUUAUCCACUAUGAGCGUGGUCGUACAGCCCACUCUGCCUUUGGGAUUCCGGUGCAGGAGACGGAUGUGGGCUUGGAGUCCAGGAUUAGUGUCCACUCGGGCCGCGCGGAGUUACUGCGGCAGGCCGCUAUUAUCAUCUGGGAAGAGCUGCCGAUGGCAAAGAAGGCUAUAAUAGAGUGUGCCAAUCAGCUCCUGCAGGAUAUUAUGGGGAAUAACCUACCCUUUGGAGGGAAGCUCUUUAUUGGCUUGGGAGACUUCCGCCAGGUGGCACCGGUCAUCCGCGGCAGCUCUGGCCCAACGGCUACUCUCAACAGUUCAAUCCGCACUUCGGACCUCUGGGAGAGAUUCAAGAUACUACGACUGACUAUCCCCAUCCGGAAUGCGGGCGACCCUGUAUAUGCACGAUGGGUAGAUCAGGUUGGUGAUGGCAUCACUCCGUACGAGACCAGCGUGUCGCUGCAGCAUCUGCGUCAUCUAGAAACUCUGGGUGAAGCAGCAAACUUCCUCUUUCUUAAUGAUGGACUUCAAACCUCUCCCGCUGCAGUCCAUCGCGCCUUUCUCAGCCCGUUCAAUGCCCGUGUAGAUUUAUUUAAUCUGCUGAUGUUGGAUCGUCUAUCAGGAUCGCCAACCGCGUACUACAGCCAAGACACUAUCAAGGAGCUGGAUGACACCACCUUCCAUCUUCCUGCAGGCGCUGAAGCUGAUCUGCUGUCAAUACUGCACGAGUCAGGUGUGCCACCGCACGCCCUGUCGCUGAAGAUAGGUUGCAUUGCAAGCAUCAUGCGGAAUCUCUCUAUUGAGAAGGGUCUGGUGAAGAACGCGAGGGUGCAGGUGGUGAACUUGCUCCCCAAUGUGAUUGAGGUGCGACUGCUCCAGCAGCUGCAACCAGUACCAGAACAAACUAACUCUCCUUUCUAUCUGCCGCGAAUCACGUUCGAAUUCAAACCACUACGCGCAAAUUGGACUGUCCAGCGUCGGCAGUUUCCUUUGCGCAUUGCCUACGCCACCACGUUCAACAGCUGCCAGGGCCUCACUUUAGACUGUGUGGUAUUGGACCUGGCCAUGCCUGUCUUUGCCCAUGGCCAGCUGUACACCAGCCUAUCCCGGGUCCGAACAGCUCCGGACAUCUGCAUCCUACGGAACCCCGAUGAGACGGAUCACUCAACACUGAAUGUAGUAUACCAUGAUCUGCUGCUCCCUGCCUAA
Messenger RNA from Penicillium subrubescens, 3894 nucleotides. RefSeq lists its product as uncharacterized. The record is from RefSeq and is a predicted model, not a curated record. Bases 1 to 3894 code for a protein of 1297 amino acids. Gene Ontology annotation, biological process: telomere maintenance; DNA repair. The transcript is spliced from 3 exons. NCBI's taxonomy places the organism in Eukaryota, Fungi, Ascomycota, Eurotiomycetes, Eurotiales, Aspergillaceae. Gene Ontology annotation, molecular function: DNA helicase activity.